AUGUCUGAGUGCAAGGACCCUGUGUUGCUGGAGAACUCACAUGCAUCAGGGCGGAAUGCCCUGAAGCGUGUGUGUACAGGUUGUGCUGCAACAGACAAGUCCUUGCAUAGGUCUUGCAAGACCAAGGCCAAGGGAGAUGACGAAACCCCAGCAGAGCAAGAAAUGAGAGCCAACAGGUUCCGAGACUGGGCCGCAACAGAAAGGUUGGUGACUGGAUGUGCGCCUGAAGAGCUCCCGGUCCGUUGGAAGCGGGAGUUGGAGAAGCCAACGAGCGAGACGAAAACCGUCAAUGGCGAGGUCCUGUUGCGUUACUGGGCCGGAGUGGAAGACCGAUUAGGAACGAAACAUUCCAUCACCGCCGGCCGCAAACAAAGGUGCGACCUUCACUCGUCCGAGGAUUUGACUGCUUUCGGCAGUCAAGCAGAGAUGCGGCUUCAGAGGGGCGAGACGUUGCUCCGGAGCGACCGCAUGGCGGCAGACGUGAGCGGCGUCGAAAAAGAAACUCAACUUCUCCAAAUCCAACAGGAUAUGGAAGCAACGGCCCGCCAACGAAUGCUAGUUGAACAACAAUUGUUCGAAGUGGCCGAGAAAAUCGAGGAGCGAAAAAAGCUGCUGGCCUCAACCAAGCCCAAGAUCUCCUCGGCCGCUUUGGAGAAGCUCCAGUUCGAAAAUUGCAUUGGCCGAGCAAAGACCAUGAAGUUGGAGAUUGAGCAGAUGUCCGAGCAAGACCCCACCACCAUGUCCGACAUGAAGACAAGGGUGGAGAAGUUCGAAGGCAUCUACACAGGUGCCGAGAAGUACUUGGAGGAGAAGAUCGAGAAGUGCACUGCCGCCUUGGAAAGCAACCCUUCGGACACCUCCGAGGAAGCCGCCGAGCAGUGUCACCAGUACUUCAUGGAUGUUCCGGCCUUCGUCAAGGGGUUCUCAGCAACAGAUGAGGUGAAAAAGGUGAAGGAGAACUUGGGGGAUUUCAGGGCCUGGUGUGCCGAGUACAAGAAGGGCUGCAGCAAAAAGAAGCGACUGUCAGUUACUUCAGCAAACAAGGCAGCCAAGAGCCAGAAGACAGGCCAGCUGGCUCCCGGCAGCAACUCCCCACUUGGCGAGGCCGUGGCGAGCCUCUUCUGGAGCCAAGCCUUGGAAAACAUCGACGUGGAUCAGGGCGUGCAGUUUGCCGCUGCCGACUGGAUUGAGAAGGAGAACCAGGAGUGGCUGGAGUUGCCGUACUACGAGCAGCAGAAGACUUGGCUGGCUGAAAACUGGAAGAAAAGCAACGGCCCCGAGCUGUCAACCAACGUGGUUGCCAAACCGCAGCUUUGCACCAAGCUCAACAAGGAUUGGAUGAGCUGCCUUGGCAAUGCAUCCAAGCAGAUCAAGGAUGUCGCCACAGACAGCGAUUUGAAAGAGGUGUUUUCGCCAAUGUUUUGGAGCAUGGGGAAAGACACCAGCAAGAUCUACUUCACAACAAACAGACUUUGCCUUGACUGA
This is a messenger RNA of Symbiodinium necroappetens, 1485 nucleotides long. The record is from the annotation of a GenBank genome assembly. Lineage: Eukaryota; Dinophyceae; Suessiales; Symbiodiniaceae.